Molecule: messenger RNA, 675 nt
Organism: Humulus lupulus (European hop)
Lineage: Eukaryota; Viridiplantae; Streptophyta; Magnoliopsida; Rosales; Cannabaceae
Exons: 2
Coding region: 1-675 (224 amino acids)
Source: RefSeq, a predicted model, not a curated record
AUGGUUGUGACGGAGGCGAUGGAUCUUGACCUGAUCCUGAACCGCGUCCUGAAUGAGUUCACCAGUGCCAUGCUGACUCUUAUUGCCGGCCGCAUCCGCUCAGGUAUUGUCACUGAGCAAGCCAGAACUUUGAAGCAACGGCAUGAGGAUGAACUUAAAGCUGCCGAGGCAAAGUAUGUUGAACAGCUGGCAGUGGUGGUUGAGGAAAAGGCCAAACUGGCUAAGGAGUUGGAGGAGAAGCAGAGGUCUCUGGACAAAGUUCAUGAGGAGAGGGAAAAAUUUAAGGAGUCCAACCGCUUCAAUUACCACGCGGCCCAACAACUCGAGUUGGACUUGGUUGCGAGCAGGCAGGAGAAUACUGCCCUGGAGGGCAGGAUUGAGGAGGUGGAGAAAGCCAACACCGGAAACUUGGAAAGGUACAAGAGUGCCACUCUUCGACACUUCUAUGAUUUUUGGAAGCAUAAUCAGGGUGCCAACUUCAACUACCUUCCCGAGAAUGCGAGAGACGCCGAGCUUGUUCGCUGCGCUGCUCAGCUAGCCGAGGAGGAAAGGUCAAGGGUUCCUGCUUCCCCUGAAAUCUCGUUGGCCGCCGGGAUGGAUGGGGCAGACAACGAGGUUGCAGGUGUCGUCGAUCAGAACCUUCCCCAUGAUCCUCCAGCUCUUCAAGAUCCUUGA